UCGCAGCCCCCGGCAGCAGCCUCGGCAGCUUCGGCCGCGCCUCGAGAGGCGGCUGCAGCGGCUCCAGCGGCGGCCGAGCGGCCGAGCCCGGGCUGGGAAACACGAUGCGCCGCGUCCUCCGGCUGCUCCUCGGCUGCUUCCUCACCGAGCUGUGCGCCCGCGUGUGCCGGGCGCAGGAGCGAGCGGGGCACGGGCAGCUGGCGCAGCUGGGCGGCGUGGUGGUGCUGGCGGGGGGCAACCGCUCGGGGGCCGCCUCCGGAGAGGUCGGCGAGGGCGUGGGGGUCUCGGACGCACCCCCGACCCGGGCGCCCACGCCGGACUUCUGCCGGGGCUACUUCGAUGUCAUGGGCCAGUGGGACCCGCCGUUCAACUGCAGCUCGGGCGACUUCAUCUUCUGCUGCGGGACUUGUGGCUUCCGGUUCUGCUGCACGUUUAAGAAGCGGCGACUGAACCAGAGCACCUGCACCAACUACGACACUCCACUCUGGCUCAACACCGGCAAGCCCCCAGCGCGCAAGGACGACCCCCUGCACGACCCCACCAAGGACAAGACCAACCUGAUCGUUUACAUCAUCUGCGGGGUGGUGGCCGUCAUGGUGCUCGUGGGCAUCUUCACCAAGCUGGGGCUGGAGAAAGCGCACCGGCCCCAAAGGGAGCACAUGUCCAGGGCCCUUGCAGAUGUCAUGAGGCCACAGGGCCACUGCAACACUGACCACAUGGAGAGAGAUCUCAACAUCGUGGUCCAUGUCCAGCAUUAUGAGAACAUGGAUACCAGAACCCCCAUAAAUAAUCUUCACGCCACCCAGAUGAACAACGCAGUGCCCACCUCCCCUUUGCUCCAGCAGAUGGGCCAUCCACAUUCCUACCCCAGCCUGGGCCAGAUCUCCAACCCCUACGAACAGCAGCCGCCUGGCAAAGAGCUCAACAAGUACGCCUCCUUGAAGGCUGUCGGAAGUUCUGAGGGUGACUGGACAGUGGCGACACUUAAGUCACCGAAAGCCGACAAGGUAAAUGAUGACUUCUACUCCAAACGACGGCACCUGGCCGAGCUGGCCGCCAAGGGGAACUUGCCUCUGCAUCCUGUAAGAGUGGAGGAUGAGCCGCGGGCCUUCAGUCCUGAGCACGGCCCCGCCAAGCAGAACGGACAGAAGUCCCGCACCAACAAGACGCCCUCCCACCCCCUGGCCUACAACUCCACCGCCAACUUUAAGAGCUGGGACCCCAAGGACCAGUCUCUUCGGCGGCAGCAAGCUUACGGGAACAAGGGCAAGCUGGGCACGGCCGAGUCGGGCUCCAGCGACCCCUUGGGAACUCGCACCCAGCACUACCCACCCCCGCAGCCAUACUUCAUCACCAACAGCAAAACGGAAGUGACUGUCUGAGCUGUCGCUACAGGGGACAUCCUGGAAACCACACUCAACUGAGAGAGGCAAAAAAUACCCCAGCACACACCCUCCCUGUCCCCCACCUGCACACCCACCCACACGUUCACCCUCCACACCGACCGACGACAAACCUACUGGUGACAUGGAAUCACGCUUUUCCUGCGUCAUGCCUAACAUGUGUCGGCGGGCAGCUGAGCAAGACCGGAACGUGGACGGUCAGCAAUACAGCCAAGGGGAAACUGAGGCACCCUCUUUCGACUUAAGGGUCGAGGUGGCCAACUCACAUGCCUAAACCAUGGGGCUGAUUUUUCUUUUCCUCCUAACUUGAAACUGAAAUCCAUGAUGAAAAAAAAGAAGUAGCACAAUUUAGAGAAAUUGUCCAUUUGAGCACAUAUACCAUUGACCAUGCAUUGUCUGUUUCUGGAUGAAAGAGCCAGAAAGGAUGGAAGGGGGGGUAGAGAAGAGGGGUCGCUGGUGCACUUGAUAAGCAUUUUCUAAUCCCAGGAAGUAGUGAUGUGGACAUAAAAUUGUGUUGAGCGUGAGACAGUAACUGG
Balaenoptera ricei (Rice's whale) is the source of this 1939-nucleotide messenger RNA. It is a transcript of the gene SHISA9, whose product is annotated as shisa family member 9. NCBI's taxonomy places the organism in Eukaryota, Metazoa, Chordata, Mammalia, Artiodactyla, Balaenopteridae. The record is from RefSeq and is a predicted model, not a curated record. Gene Ontology annotation, biological process: regulation of short-term neuronal synaptic plasticity; regulation of AMPA receptor activity. The transcript has 5 exons. Bases 105 to 1382 code for a protein of 425 amino acids. Gene Ontology annotation, cellular component: postsynaptic membrane; AMPA glutamate receptor complex; postsynaptic density.